Molecule: messenger RNA, 3957 nt
Organism: Penicillium argentinense
Lineage: Eukaryota; Fungi; Ascomycota; Eurotiomycetes; Eurotiales; Aspergillaceae
Product: putative nuclear migration protein
Exons: 2
Coding region: 1-3957 (1318 amino acids)
Biological process (GO): microtubule cytoskeleton organization; establishment of mitochondrion localization; maintenance of protein location in cell cortex
Cellular component (GO): mitochondrion; cell cortex
Molecular function (GO): phospholipid binding; tubulin binding
Source: RefSeq, a predicted model, not a curated record
AUGGCCACGGAUUUGCAGUCUCCGACUGCCUCUAUGGCCCAGCCAUCUCCCGCACCUUCUGGCUCCCGGGCUGCUUCCAAAGCACGAUCUAGAUCCCGACCAGCGCGCCGCCGAAGAGAUUCAUCUCCGGCGCCGUCCUCUUCUCCCUCCGGUCUACCGACGCCCGCCUUUUCGCCAGACGAUGGACAUACCGAUGCCGAUGCCGAUGACGACAUGGUCGAGGAUACACUAUCGCCGUUUGAUCCCCGCAGAAUCACGCCGACCCUUCAUGCAUCGCUCGUUUCCGAGAUUCUCAACCUCCGCCGGGAGGUCGAGAAUAAAACAAAAGCAAUUGAUUCGUUGGAACAAAGCUUGGAUGAAUCACGGACUGAAGCGGAAACUCUGAACGCCAACUUGUCGCAAGCGACUCGAGAAGCGCGGUCUCUCAAGCAUCAGAUUCAGCUUUUGGAGGGCGGGACCUCCUCUGCGAUGACAGAGCUGGCUCGUGAACGAGAUGAUGCUGUUGAGAACAUCAGCGAUGUGCGUAAGAAGCUGGAACAAGCACAGAAAAAGGCUCGCAGUCGCGAAGAAGAUGCGGAGCGAACACAGAUAAUGUGGGACCGCGAUCGCGAGUUGUGGGACAACGAGCGGCGCAACCUGGAACGGAAGGUGCACGUGGUGGAAGGCCGCCUCAAGACGGUCCUGAACGAGGUGGCCGCUGCCCAAGAGGCCGCAACCCUCCAUUCGCACCCCAGCGAAAUUGACGAGACGGCCAAGGAUAAGAGCAGAGGAAGCGACUCCGCCAGUGUAGCGUCCAGCAGCCAGGGCCGCCGACGCACGAGCAUGACCAGCGUGACGACCGACGAAGGAGAUGAGGAAGCCAAUUAUCACAAUGUCCGAUAUUCCGUAAUGAGUAUGGCUGCUGGCAAGGGCGAUGCCGGGUUGAAUCUGGCCCAAGAACUGGAUUUUGAUGAAGAAGACGAAUUUGCCGCUUCUGACGACGAUACGCCGGCCUCGCCGGGUGCUCUUCCUGAAGAACGGCCCAUGUCCGUUCAUUCCGCUGCGUCACAUUCUGUGGCGUCCAAGGCGAGGAAGAUUCUUGGUCUCUCAAUGCAAAGUACGUCUACGGCGGCCGGUGACUACCGCGCGAUGGAUAUGGGUGGUCCCACGAAAACGCCUCCGGAAAAGCCAAUUGUUGAAUACUGCGAUAUGGGUAUUCAAUAUUCACCUCCACCAUCCCCCAAGUUGCCGGUCAUGACGGAUGACGUGGAUGCGCCUAUGUUCAUGGACACCACACAACCGGAGGAAGAUCAUAAACCGCCGCCAGAGAUGAAGGACACCGCAACAAUUACUAUUGCAGCGGAGAUGAUCUCUACCUCCUGUCAGACUGUGGAAGAUCUUCCCAGUCCUCCCUAUACCCCAAAGAUCCCAGAUUCACCCGCUGAAUCUGCUGAGAUGGCUCCAGAACGGGUGGAAAUGGCAUCGACAUCGACUCAAACCGAAGAUAUUCCGGACGAAGAGCCGGUCUCGGCUCAGAAGGAUACCCUAUCGCCCCAUGACAUUCCAGAGCAAAUGGAUAUUCCUAUGAUCGCUAUCCAUCCACCAGGUUCAGAGCCGCCAUCGCCCCGAAACAGUGUUGUUCUUCCGCCGCAGACCAAGAACGUGUCGUGCCAGGCCAAUUUCCGCUCGGUGAUCGAGGGACGCUCCGUCGCUAUUCAGACCGAAGAAAUCCGCAUCGAUAAACGGCCAGUCAAACUUCCCGCCAGGCUCCUCCCAUCCGCCAUUCCAGAUCUGCCUACUCGGGCCGAGUCUCAAGACUCUGGUGUUCAGUCUUAUCAGCCAUACCGACCGCCAGUUCCUCCACCUCGCUCCACCAAGCGAGAACAGCGGCCUGUACAAACUGAACGUUCGUCCAAGCCCGCCCGGGCACCGCCAUCUGAGCUGGCUCAGGCUUAUCCAGGUAACAAUGACAAUGGGCCACUGUCAGAUGAUGUGAUGUCUGGCAUUCGUCGACCUUUCCGCUCCAGCAGUCUCUUUGCUGGGUUCGAACAACUAAGUGAUGAUGAAGGCCCCGGCGAAGAGCGAGACAUUUUCACCGAUGAUGAGCUUCUUAACCGACCUUUCGCAUCAUAUAAGCUUCGCCGAGGCAAGAUGGUCAACUCCAAGCAAAGAACAAGCCUUGAUGAUAUUGGCCUUCCUGAAAUCGAUGAACAUCUAUCUGAUCCGGAAUCCCGACAAUCCAUUGACACAGAGCGCGGCCCCACCCGUGCCGGCCAGCGGUAUGGCUCCCAUGGCUUGUAUGCUUCAAACAGCAGACAAUCUGGUAUGCGCAAGAUGGCCAUGAUCUCGAGUGGCACAGCAGCACAUCAGAAGACCCGCGCUAGAAGCCCCAGCGAACCAAGCCUCGACAGCGGCAGUGCGGGCUCAAGUAUUGCGCCUCCAUUCCCAGUGCCGAUCCGUCUGAGCUCCCGUAAGCUCCCAUUGACUGGAAGUGACGGACCUCCAAGCCCGACUCGCUCUGCCGGCCGACAUUUCUCAGAUCGUGGUGCCCGUACAUCUCUUCAGCGACGCCCGACCCUACGCCGAGUACGCUCUGCGGCUGCAAUGUCCCAGAGUGAUAUUGCCGAGCGUCCAGAAACUCGCUCGUCACCUGCACGCUCCAUGUCUCCCUUCACUGCAGACAGCCCUACUGCAUACAAUCCGCCACCCAUGCCAUUUGACGACAUCACUGCCCCGCGAGAUCGACGAGCUGGCCAAAAGCGGGCCGCGCACCGCGGUGUCCCGUCCAUGAACUGGGAUCAUGAGCAGCAAGAUUCGACCGGUGGCGUGCAGCCGACUAGUGUUGUGGAUGCCAUUGCUCAGACAAUGGUGGGCGAGUGGAUGUUCAAGUAUGUUCGUCGGCGAAAGUCCUUCGGAAUGGGCGAGUCCAAAGACAACUGGGAAGGCAGGAACCCCGAUGAGGUCUCAGCCAAUAUCACCAACAGCGGAGUUCGACACAAAAGAUGGGUCUGGCUUGCUCCGUAUGAGGGCUCCAUUAUGUGGAGCAGCAAGCAGCCAACCAGUGGCCCUGCUUUGUUGGGCAAGAGUGGUCGGAAGUUUACAAUCCAAUCAGUACUAGACGUCAAGGAUGAUAACCCCAUGCCUAAAGGCGCUAGUACAUCACCUCCAUUCAACCGCUCGAUCUUGGUCCUCACACCCCAGCGUGCUCUCAAGUUCACUGCGCUAACAGUCGAGCGACACUACGUCUGGCUCACCGCGCUAUCCUUCCUCAGCCAUUCCUCAAUGGGUCUUCACGACCUCGCUGCUCUCCCACCUGCUCCACAGGAGGAAAUGGGCUCACCCACGCCGCCAACCGCCACUCUCAGACGCAAUCCAAUCCGCGACUCUAUCCGUGUAGCCAAAGGCCGACCUCGACCCAUGCCCAAGGGCAAACGCUCAUUUCGCAAUGCACCGGAUCCCGUCCCGGAAAUCCCAACAGGCGAUCUAGAAAGCUUGAACGACGCAGCCGACGCCCCACAUGUCCCACGCUUCUCACACCACAACCAUAGCCGCAAACGCAGCAACACUGCUCCACGUCCUCCGGCCCUCCACGCUAUCCGCAGCUUCUCGAGCCAAGGCACCAUGCCCUCCUCGCACAGCGGUUCAUCCGAUCCUUACUUCUCUCCCGCCCCUCCACCAAUUCUUCCCACGGGCAUUGGCAGUGGUCGCAGCAGUAUCAGUCGUACUUCUGAAGCCAGUGGUCGUGCCUCCAGUACCGGUGCAAGCAACAUGUUUGAUGUCGGCACGGUCCGCAUGGAGGCUUUCAUCGACCAUCAUGCUGAACAGAUUAACCGGCCUCGUGGUGCGCCUUCCGCGCGUGGACGUCAUGUGCGGAAGACGUCGAGCCAGUUCAGUCAGGGCCGGUAUGACUAUGACGCGCCAUCGAUUGAUGGGAGCAGUGAGCUUUCUUUCCGGUCUGAUCCUUUCCGUGGCUUUUAA